CCACACUCCGCCGAGCCGGCGGCGGCGGCCUCACCAGCCACGCACCGUGACGCCGCACCGGCGCCGACCGGUUCCUUCCUCUGCAGUGUAACACACAACCAUGUCGGCCUCAACUGCUGCGAUACCGGCAGCAGAUACAAAUGGAAACCAUGCACUAAGUGUGGAUUCACAUUCCAGCCAAGAUGUUAGGCGGCGGACGGUUGUUGCAAAGAAGGUAGCCGCGCCCGAGGUUCUUUCUGAAGGUGGAGUUAAUGGGGUCUCGGGUGAUAAGACCGCUAGCAGGAAGGAUACUGGUCAUGCGGUCCGAGGGGAGUCAGCUGUUGACAAGCCAAAAUAUUCAUCCGAGGCAAGGAAAGCUGCAUUUCCUUCAGCAGCUACCGCUGAGCAUCGAAGGAAAAGCGCUAGUAAACAAGGAAAUGCCAAGUGGGAAACUGCCCUAAGUGUGCUUAUGAAGCUUUGCCUUCUUAUUACUGCAAUUGCUUGGAUUGGGCAGGUUCUCUGGAGAUGGCAGAAUGGAGAUUUAUCGUUUGCCACACUUGAUAUGGAAAGCAGGCUAUCCAAGGUGGAGGGGUUCAAGAAGACAACCAAGAUGCUUCAGGUACAAUUGGACAUUUUAGAUAAGAAGCUAGGAGAUGAGAUCGGCAAAGCAAAGAUGGAUAUCACAAAGCAAUUUGAAGACAAGGGCAAUAAGUUAGAGACAAAGAUGAAAGCGUUGGAAGGCAAGACUGACAUGUUGGAUAAGUCACUUAGUGAACUGAGAGACAUGGGUUUUGUCUCUAAGAAAGAAUUCGAUGAGAUUGUGAACCAGGUAAACAAAAAAGGGGGUUUAGAUGGUACUGGUACCGAGAUAACCUUGGACGAUAUAAGGUUAUUUGCCAAGGAGAUAGUGGAAAUGGAGAUAGCAAGGCAUGCAGCAGAUGGCCUUGGAAUGGUUGAUUAUGCAUUAGGAUCUGGUGGCGGUAAAGUCGUCAAGCAUUCAGAACCUUUCAAGAAAGCUAAGAGCAUUCUUCCUCGUCGUAGUGAAGCUUACAAAAUGCUGGAGCCAAGUUUUGGGCAGCCAGGAGAAUGUUUUGCACUGGAAGGAAGUAGUGGAUUUGUGGAAAUCAAGCUCAGGACAGGAAUCAUUCCUGAGGCAGUCACUAUAGAGCAUGUCGAUAAGAGUGUGGCCUAUGACCUGUCUAGUGCUCCCAAAGAUUUCCAAGUCAGCGGAUGGUACCAAGGACUAGGCGAUGAUUCAGAUAAGCAACAACCUACGGCUACAAAUUUAGGAGAGUUUACUUAUGACAUUGAGAAGAGCAAUGCCCAGACCUUCCAACUAGACAAAACCACUACUGAUGCACAGGUCAUCAACACGGUUCGGCUUGACUUCUUCUCGAACCACGGGCAGCCAGAUCUUACAUGCAUCUAUCGCUUCAGGGUGCACGGCAGCGAGCCUGGCUCUCUUGGUACCACGGCAUCGAAGGCUUGAUCUAGGUUGUAGGAACUACAUGCCUGAGGCCAUGUGGCCUUUCCCUUAAAUUUGAGUACUUCAAACCCAUGUAAUGUAUACUAGGUUAUGGUUGAUGUUAAUCUGUAGUGUAGUGGCACUAUGCUAGCUAGACGGCCUAUUUGUUCGUAUCAGGCACUUGUGGUUGCUAUUUGCGCUGCAAUUGUUAGCAAUAUUGUAAUUUAGGAUUAAAAUUCGAACUGUUGUACUGUUCACAUGUGUAUUGUGGAGUUUUAUUUGUAAUUUUCUGUGUUGUA
Molecule: messenger RNA, 1743 nt
Organism: Lolium rigidum
Lineage: Eukaryota; Viridiplantae; Streptophyta; Magnoliopsida; Poales; Poaceae
Product: SUN domain-containing protein 1-like
Exons: 3
Coding region: 101-1468 (455 amino acids)
Biological process (GO): nuclear envelope organization
Cellular component (GO): nuclear envelope
Molecular function (GO): protein-membrane adaptor activity
Source: RefSeq, a predicted model, not a curated record